Mesorhabditis spiculigera is the source of this 1224-nucleotide messenger RNA. NCBI's taxonomy places the organism in Eukaryota, Metazoa, Nematoda, Chromadorea, Rhabditida, Rhabditidae. The record is from the annotation of a GenBank genome assembly.
AUGGUAAUGAGAACACGACACGGCCCGGCCACACUAUCAAUUUGCAGGCCUCCGAUGUCGGUGAACGCCCAGCUCGGUGAGUUUGUGAAAAGGCUCAAAUCAACGUAUGAUGACGAUUCGACAGAUCGGUGGCAUCAUGUAACAACCAUCUUUAUGCUAAUUGGGUUGGCCACAACCCUAUUUCUGAAAAACUACGUCGGAGAUCCGCUUCAAUGCUGGCGGCCAGCCCAGUGGAGUGGUCAAUGGGAGAAAUUUGCCGAAGCGUACUGUUUCGUGGAAAAUACGUACUUUGUGCCGAUGAAUGAGACGAAUCUGCCCCCGGUCCACACCCGAGAGGAUAAGGAGAUGAUCUACUACCAAUGGGUGCCAUUCAUUCUCCUGCUAAUGGGCUUGAUGUUCUACGUGCCGCGCGGGAUUUGGAAGAUUUUCAGCGUUUAUUCAGGCCUGACCCUACCCGUGAUGAUGCAGGAGGCGAGAAAGGCUGGAAAAGCCGGAAACGACGCAAAAAUGCCGGGCACGCUCGCCGGGGCGCUUUAUAGAGAACAUCAAGCAUCUAGGGAAGGAGGCAAAGUGACAAUGUAUGGUGGCUACCUCUCGAAUCUGUAUUUCUUCUGCAAGACGUUGAUGCUGAUCAAUGUGGUUGGGCAACUGGUGUUUCUGAAUCAUUGGCUCGGGACGAAAUAUACGUUCUGGGGAUUCGGAAUACUAUGGGAUAUGAUUAAUGGAAGACAUUGGCAGGAGAGUGGGCAUUUUCCGAGAGUGACAUACUGUGAUGUGACAGUACGUGAACUGGGAAAUGUCAACAACUGGACACUGCAAUGCGUGCUGAUGGUGAACAUGUUCAACGAGAAGAUCUUCAUCUUCCUGUGGUUCUACUUCUGCUUCCUUGCAGCUGUUACACUUAUCAACUGGAUCGCGUGGGCCGGCCGUUGCUUCUUCAACAAACCGGAAGAUUUCAUCGGAGAGCUUGUGUCAACCUCCGACCGUCGAUACAGUGAUCCCGAAGUGCGAGACUUUUUCCAGAAAGUUUUGAAGAAGGAUGGCGUAUUGUUAAUCCAUAUGAUCGACGAGAACGGUGGCCGGCUCUUCUCAUCGGAAGUCGUCAAAGCAUUGUGGUCAUUGUGGAGGCAGAGCGGAGCAAGGAAACCGGUCCAAGACCAGACGCCGCCCAAAAAACUGACCGCCAUCGACGAGGGCGAUGACGAGACGUUCAAGCCAAUCCAU